UGUCCUUGCCCUGGAUUAUCCAUUAUACUGUAUAUAUACACGUGUGUUUGCCUUUGGAAUUUCCAGAGCAUUAGAAACACUGGUCAUAGAGGUUUUAGAAUGGCUGUGGUGGAAAGUCUUCUUCUGCAGGCUACUGGCACAAGCAUAUUGCUUGGUCUUUUUGUUCUCUUGGUGGUUAUUUAUUUCUAUUUAUCAAGCUCUAGCUUUAAGGAAGAAGCUAAUGAACCUCCUGGACCCAAGCCACUGCCUCUUCUGGGAAACCUGCUUCAGCUGGACUUGGACAGACCCCACGAAUCACUUUCUGAGCUUGCCAAGACAUAUGGAUCUGUGUUCAAAGUUUAUUUUGGCACCAAGAAAGUCAUUGUCUUAGCAGGAUACAAAACAGUUAAACAGGCACUUGUUAACUAUGCUGAGGAGUUUGGGGAAAGAGAAAUCAAUCAUACAUUUAAGUUUGCUGAAAACCAUGGAAUCCUGUUUUCUAAUGGGGAGAACUGGAAAGAGAUGAGACGAUUUGCUUUAUCAAAUCUUCGAGACUUUGGAAUGGGAAAGAGAGGCAGUGAAGAAAAAAUCAUUGAGGAAAUCCAAUACCUUAAAGAAGUGUUUGAGAGCUUUGGGGGAAAACCAUUUGACACAACCCAACCAAUGAACUAUGCUGUCUCCAACAUCAUCUCGUCCAUAGUGUAUGGAAACAGAUUUGAAUACAGUGAUACUCAAUUUAAAGAUAUGGUCCAGAGGGCCAAUGAAAAUGUCAGGAUUGGUGGAUCUGCUUCUAUGCGAAUCUUCAACAUACUUCCCUGGAUAGGACCAUUUUUGAAAAGCAGAAGAACACUCCGUAUGAAUGCUGAAAAAAACAAGACACAGGUCUGUAACCUGGUGAGUGAUCUUCAGGAGACACUGACUCCAGUGGAACGCAGAGGAUUUGUCGAUUCCUUUCUCCUCCGGAAACAAAGUGAUGAGCAGUCAGGACAGAAAAACUCUCGUUUCAAUGAGAGGAAUCUUAUCACCACAGUGAUAAAUCUUUUUGUGGCUGGUACUGAUACCACUAGCACAACACUGCGCUGGGGAAUGCUGCUUAUGGCCAAGUACCCUCACAUACAGGAUAAAGUCCAGGAAGAGAUUGACAAAGUGAUUGGAGGUCGUCAGCCAGUUGUAGAGGACAGAAAGAACUUACCUUACACAGAUGCAGUAGUCCAUGAAAUCCAGAGACUGGCCAACAUAAUACCCAUGAGUCUCCCCCAUACCACCAGCUGUGAUGUGAACUUUAACGGAUUCUUUAUUAAGAAGGGCACAACUGUUUACCCUUUACUGAUGUCUGUAUUGAGGGAUGAGAGUCAGUGGAAGAGCCCACACACCUUUGACCCAGAAAAUUUCCUUGAUGAACAGGGACAAUUUGUUAAAAAAGAUGCCUUCAUGCCUUUUUCUGCAGGACGUAGGGUGUGUCUUGGAGAAAGCCUGGCCAGGAUGGAGCUCUUCCUCUUCUUCAGCGCCCUCCUGCAGCACUUCCGCUUCACUCCACCUCCAGGGGUGUCUGAGGAUCAGCUGGACCUCACAGGUGUGGUUGGGCUGACUGUGAACCCAUCUCCCCACAAGCUUUGUGCAGUGAAACGGACUUAAUCAAAGACAAAUAAGAAAUAGUACUUAAGAUGGGAAAAUAGAUUCUUCUCCAUUUUAUUUUAUACUAAUAUAUUUAAAAAAGAAAAUCCUGAAUUCUGUAUAAUAUCAUCAAAAUUCAUUUUUCUAUUUUAUGUUUUACUAUUAACAACUUCUCUAGCUCAAUUCCACACUUGAGUGCAUCUAUUCAGUGCAUAUGUUUAACUCAUCUUUUUGUUUGCUCAAGUUGUAAGUUAGAAAGUUUUUUUUAGUUUGAUUAGGUUUCAAAAUGUUUAGCACUGACAGUAUAUGUAGCUACUGUAAGAACAUCCUUGAUGUUAUUUAUUUUAUCACAAUUAUUCUUGGUGGUAAAAUUUUUUGAAGCAAUGCAUUUAGGGGGGAUGUUAGUGUGAGAGAUAUGGUUAGUGAGACCAAAUAGAAUUUUAGAGAUGACCUCUUCUUUUAAAGGCAUCUGUUUACUUAAGCAGACAUUCACACUGACAAAGCUAAAAUACGUGUGAGUGUUGCAUGAAAACAACCCAAAACUACGUUUUGGAAAAGAAACUGGAUGCUUAGUAGUUAAGGCAUUGGACCCCUGAGCAAGGACCUUAAUUGCUCAGUGCAUAAUGAGAUAAAAUGUAAGUUGCUCUGGAUAAGGGCGUCUGCCAAAUGCUGUAAAUGAAACCUAAAUAAAUAAUAAAAACUACAUCACAGACUUAUUAUUAUGAAUCAAAAAAUAAUAUAGACCUUGUAAAAAGAUUUAGUUUUUUACCCAACAACAUUUGAUACAAUGCUUCUCAGCAGAUAUGUAUGAGACUGUACUGUAUUUGAUUGAUAUGUAUAUAUGAGCAGUGUGUGAUAUUUGUUAAAAAUAAAAAUCUAUAUAUGCUGUGUUAUA
Molecule: messenger RNA, 2488 nt
Organism: Tachysurus fulvidraco (yellow catfish)
Lineage: Eukaryota; Metazoa; Chordata; Actinopteri; Siluriformes; Bagridae
Product: cytochrome P450 2K1-like
Exons: 9
Coding region: 100-1614 (504 amino acids)
Biological process (GO): xenobiotic metabolic process
Cellular component (GO): intracellular membrane-bounded organelle; cytoplasm
Molecular function (GO): heme binding; oxidoreductase activity, acting on paired donors, with incorporation or reduction of molecular oxygen, reduced flavin or flavoprotein as one donor, and incorporation of one atom of oxygen; iron ion binding
Source: RefSeq, a predicted model, not a curated record